AUGACGAAUUAUACGUCAGAGUCUACACCAUUGUUGGGCGCCAAUGCCUCCAAGGCAAAGAAGGAAUACGUCGUCGCAGUAGCCUUUACGCUCGUCAUUCUCGUCGACUUUGCAGGUGUUCUCACCGAAACGCCGCAGACCAACAUCCUCGAAGGCAUCAUUUGUCGUCGCUACUACAACUCUCAUCCAACCGAGGCUAGUCUUGACUGCACUGCCGGUCCUAUUCAAGCUGAGCUCGCGACCAUCACCCAGCUGUUGAAUACCUUCAAUCUUAUUCCAGGACUAUUGGUCUCCAUACCUUAUGGUGUUUUGGCCGAUACCUACGGUCGCCGAGCCAUACUUGCAUUAUCCAUGAUGGCCCUGAUCACUCAAGAUAUCCUCGCAAAGAUCAUUUUAUGGCGGUCCGAUAUCUUCGCGCCUCGCCUCAUAUGGCUGACGUCGAUUACCAGGUUCGCUGGCGGCGGUGAGAUUGUUGCAUCCUCAAUGAUCUUUCUUAUGAUUGCUGAUGUCGUCCCCGCGCAUGAGCGAGCGAAUACCUUUUUCUUGUUUUCCGCGUGCAUCCUUGUUGGCGAUGUGGUAGCUACACCUCUGGGCGCUUUGCUCAUGUCUAAAAACCCAUGGAUACCGUACAUUCUCUCGACAGUCUUGGCUACCGUUGUCGGCGGUAUUGCGCUUCUGCUUCUUCCCGAGACAUUGAACAAAGCAGACUCGUCCGAAGGAGUUCAACGACCUCCAUCUGUUACUGGAAAUGAACAGCGUGCUUCUCCAAGAACUGCAGAUAGCAAGACAUUGGGCUCUAAAAGGUUGCAAGCUCUUCUGUCUAGGCUUCGACCCCUGGCAAAGGCAAACAUCAUAGCUAUCAUGCUGGCAUUUUUUGUCGCGUCUUUGGGGCGCCAGUCUACUGGUUUUCUAGUCCAAUAUAUUCGACAACGAUUUAAUUGGUCUUAUGCAAAGGCGAGCUUUGUUGUUGCCUUAAGAGGCUCUGUCAACUUAAUACUCCUGCUAUUUCUUCCUGCAGUGAACGUACUUCUUGCCAAGCGUGGGCUUAGCAUAUCAGCAAGAGACCUAGUCAUCAGUCGCGCCUCUGUCUGGCUACUCACCAUCGGAUCUCUGGUCAUCUCCAUGGCGCCUAUUGUGGAAUUAGUCGCACUGGGCGUGGUACUUUUUGCUCUGGGUUCAGGAUUCUCCCCUGCGGCACGUAGUCUUGCAACUGCAUUCGUGCAUGCGGAUCAGACAGGAACUCUGUACUCAGCUAUGGGCCUGAUGCAAUCGGUUGGUGGUCUCGUCGCUGGCCCGUUACUAGCAACAUCCUUCGGUUGGGCGCUAAAACAGGGAAGAGAAUGGACUGGUAUACCUUUUCUUCUAGUAGCGGGUCUUUUUGCAUCUGGUGCACUUGCUCUAUCAUUCAUCCGGCUGCAGAAAGAAGUGGAGGUGGAAGCUGAGGCAGAUGGAGAAACUAGAGAUUAA
Molecule: messenger RNA, 1467 nt
Organism: Ilyonectria robusta
Lineage: Eukaryota; Fungi; Ascomycota; Sordariomycetes; Hypocreales; Nectriaceae
Product: major facilitator superfamily domain-containing protein
Exons: 2
Coding region: 1-1467 (488 amino acids)
Biological process (GO): transmembrane transport
Cellular component (GO): membrane
Molecular function (GO): transmembrane transporter activity
Source: RefSeq, a predicted model, not a curated record